UGGAAAUUGAACAAACAAAUUAAAUUUGGCAUAAACCGAAACCAACUAAAGAAAUCAAUUUCCGGAGCCCUCCGUCCCUCCACUUGUCCUCCACUUGUCCACCAAAACCUUGACCACUCUCUGUUUUAGCCCCAGUGCUGCAGCUAUGCAUGAAACUGAGCAUUAAAUUGUAGAUUCAAGAAAACAUCCCAAAAGUAAAUACUUGUCUCCAUUAUUUCUUCACAUUCCAAACUCGCCUGUCUUGACAAUAAGACAGUGAUAGUACCUAAUCAUCGGCAUCUUUUCCUUGAGCCUGGAUGGCUUCACCGCUUUGUCCUUCUAGUAUCGGCGCGCUGAAUAUUGCAACGCCUCCGACCAACCGCCAAAUUGAUAUAUACGAACUCAACUCCCAUACCGACAACAUGAGCAGCGAACACUCCUCUAGCGACAACAACGCCUCGAGUCCUGUGCUCGCAUCUCAGAAGCAGGACGAGAAGGACAAGGCCGCGCGACAUUCUAGAAUACUAUCCGGCACCGAACUUACGCCCUUAAAGAUUUUAAUUUCAAAAGAGAAUACCACGGAGGAGCAGUCCCCUACGUCUAGGAAGCUGGCAGCUGCUAAGAGUCCAAGAAAGAUAUCGCCUGAGAAGCGUUUCCCAGUUAAAAUCAACAGCAGUCCCUCUCCACCUCCGGAGACCCAGAAACACCAGAUUCAGGAGCACAAUUUAUCUAUUGACGAAACGAUUCUGCGCAACGAGGGUCUGGCAACCGCUAUAAAGAUCUUCGAGGAUGAUGAUACCACGUUAGAUGAUGGCGACGAUAACGAAGCUGACACCACAUCUACGUCAAUUGGCGAUCAACCAAUUGGCAAUGAAUCAACCGGUCCAGACGAUACUAUGAUAAGCACAUUCAGUAAUUUCUCCGCGGUGCCAAACUUGACUAUGUUCGCGAGGAUUGGACAUAGUCCUACCAAGUUCGCAAACACCAGCGCAACUCCUCUCGCCAUGCGGAGUAAACCGGAACCCUCGCCACUGAGGACUCCUCGACCUCCUACUAUGCACGAGUCUGGAAACACUACCAACCUGCUUAUGGACUUUGCGGACCAGGCGGGUGGCCCUCCGUCUAGAUUCGCGCAGCAAACACCGAACCGAAGUCAAACAUUCGAUAGAAACCCGAGGCACUCGAUUGCAGCAACGCCUCAGCGCCAACAGUCUAACUUGCUCGAUUUCGAUAUUCCACCUCUUCCUACGCCCCGUAGUAUACCUUCAGUGACACCUAGAGAAUUGGAGUCGCUCAAGUCAGGAUUCCUCUCGGAAAUUAGUAGCCUCAAAGCUACCCUUAGCGGUAAAGAGGCCGAGGUUUUGGCUCUCAAGACGGCGGUGGGUGAUGCUGAAAAAAGAGUAGGCGAGAGCAUGGAACAACUCCGCGAAGAAAGGGCUAUGAAGGAAGCUAUGGCUGAAGAAAAGGAGAACUGGGAAGCCCGUAGUCGGGAGAUGGAGGCCGUGCUUCGUAAGGUCAAAGAAGAAAUUGUAAUGAGCCAGCGAGAGCGCGAGGAACUCGAAUCUAAGCUAGAUGAGAGUGAGAAACGACGAGAGGCCGCCGAGAUCAUGGCCCAAGAAGCAGAGAGCAAGAUGGCAGGAAUGCGCGCCGGCAAAGCCACUUUAGACGCCGAGAACAAGUCUCCCGAUAAGACUAAGAACGCCGGAUCUCGCGAGGUUGAAAUCGCUGUUGAGCGUGUAGCUCGCGAGUUACAUGUACUCUACAAAAGCAAGCAUGAAGCCAAGGUUGCGGCUUUGAAGAAGAGCUAUGAAACCCGCUGGGAAAAGAAAGUUCAAGAGCUCGAAUCCAGAGUCGAGGGGCUUGCCGAAGAGAACGAGAAACUAAGACUCGAUCGGGAUGCCGCUAUGAAUAGAGUCGAUCCUGACCAGACCCUCGCAGAUGAGGAACGCAAGUUCCAGGCUAUCAGGGACUCAGCGCAGAUCAAGGAAAUGGGUGCAGAGAUCGAGAAACUUGAGGCUGUCAUCGACAGUAUCAAGAUGGACAAUCACGAGCUUCGCCAGCUCCUCGAGAAGGAGCGCGUCGAGAAGGGUGAACUUGUCAUCUUAGCUGAAGAGAUGAUGUCGAUGCAGACUUUGGUCCAGGCAGAGGCGCCGCCACCUCCACGGCCGACUGUUACUAAGACGCAGCACACGGCUCCGGAAAGCUUCCGCCACAGCAUCGGCAGCCGGCCGUCAGGUCUGAGAGCUCCUGGAUCUGUGAAAAAGCCGACAGAGAGUAGGAUUGGUGGCAUUGCUCACGACCGGAGUAGGAAUGGCGGAUCUCAAGGGGGUCUACCACGCCCCGGUAGUGGCACGGCUAUGCGGAGCGGCAUCAUGAGUUCUAUUGAGAAGAUGGGUAACUAUCGUGGUCGAGGCGAGUAGGCACAUAUGAGUGAUGAGGGUUGGUAUCUUGGUUGGCGAUGAUUCAUGAUUAGGUGUUACGGGUUCUGGUGCCGAUAUGAUGAGGUUAUUGUAAUGAGUAUUCACCCCCCUUGGCACUUGUCGGAGUUUAGGCCUGGACUUUAAAGCCUUCUCGGAAUUGCAGAACUACCUAUAUUCAAGUUAGGUCGUCCUCACUUUUGUAUAACGCGUCAUGAGUCUCACGAGUCUAUGCUCAAUCCGAUAUAAGGUCAAUAGGUAGUCUUAAGACGAGUUCGCCCAGUUGAUACCCUCCUAAUUUAUUCAUAUCUUUUCUUCAAAUUUCACAAUUAUCCUGCUUACUUUAGGUUAGGUACUAUUCAAGGUAGUAAGGCAUAAAUAUUGUA
Daldinia caldariorum is the source of this 2782-nucleotide messenger RNA. RefSeq lists its product as uncharacterized. Bases 297 to 2399 code for a protein of 700 amino acids. Gene Ontology annotation, cellular component: cytoplasm. Gene Ontology annotation, biological process: cell population proliferation; mitotic spindle organization. The transcript has a single exon. NCBI's taxonomy places the organism in Eukaryota, Fungi, Ascomycota, Sordariomycetes, Xylariales, Hypoxylaceae. The record is from RefSeq and is a predicted model, not a curated record.